This is a messenger RNA of Panthera uncia (snow leopard), 2161 nucleotides long. RefSeq names its product ASPSCR1 tether for SLC2A4, UBX domain containing (gene ASPSCR1). The transcript is spliced from 16 exons. Gene Ontology annotation, molecular function: protein binding. The coding region runs from base 686 to 2077 and encodes 463 amino acids. NCBI's taxonomy places the organism in Eukaryota, Metazoa, Chordata, Mammalia, Carnivora, Felidae. The record is from RefSeq and is a predicted model, not a curated record.
CUGGCGCGGCGGGCCCGCCCCCUUCAGCCCCGGGCUCCUGCCUCCGGGACUCCGCGGGUCCCAGCGGGGGCCGGGGUCUGGCUGGCUGGAGUCGGGGGGAGGCACGUCCUUCCACCCCUCCGAGUCCGCUGCAGAGCCUCGAGCCGUGUCCCCAUCCUGGGGCGUCCUUCGGCCAGGUGUCCAUUGGAUGUGCGGCCGUGGCGUCUGGAAACUGAUUUGCUGAGUCACUCGCUGCACUUCCCUCCGGGGCAGCUGUUGCAUUAAAAAGGCUUAUCGGGCCCCGCGGUUCAGGGGCCAGUGCUCGCCCUACGGUCUGCCGGGAGGAGCCCCCAUUGUGGGGCGGUGGCGGUCUGAGCCGACCCGAAUAACUCAGUGUGUCUGCCGGGCCCGGAAGCGGGGAUCUCCCGGGCCAGACGGGCGCCCCAAGACCCACCUGCGCUGGCCGUGUGUGCGGGUGGCUCAUGGAGAGGACGGUGAAGCACUGCAGGCAGUGGGGCCCAAAUUUGAACUUUACUCUCUCUGCGUGGGGCGAGUGUCCCAAAGUGCGGAGGGAAAGGUUCUGGAGGACACAUGCCAGCGGCAGAACUUCAACCCCAGCGAGUACGAUCUGAAGUUUCAGAGGAAUGUUCUUGACCUCUCUCUCCAGUGGAGAUUUGCCAACCUGCCCAAUAACGCCAAGCUGGAGAUGGUGCCUGUCUCCCGGAGCCGCGAGGGGCCCGAGAACAUGGUUCGCAUCGCUCUGCAGCUGGACGAUGGCUCCAGGUUGCAAGACACUUUCUGUUCAGGCCAGACGCUCUGGGAGCUUCUCAACCAUUUUGCACAGACCAGGGAGUGCCUGGAGCAGCCGAGCGAGGCGAGCCCGGUCUGUGUGUACAUGCGGGACGAGGUGACCGGCAGAGCCUCCUUGCAGAGCACGACGCUCAAGUCUCUAGGUCUCACCGGGGGCAGCGCCAUCAUCAGGUUCGCCAUGAAGCGACGCGAUCAGGAGCCUGGGGUCUCCCGGACCAAGACCCCAGGGAGCCCGGCCCCCUCCCUGUCGGCCGACCAGGCCACCGGCGGCCCUCUGCUCCCGCUGAAUUCGGUGGGGCUCAGCCAGGGUGACGUGAGCCAUCAGGAUGAAGUGGGCACCUCGGGGGCCAGCCGCGUGGACGCUCCAGCGAAGCAGAUCUCGAAGGAGCCUGCCCCCGCCCCCUUUGUUCCUUUCUCAGGUGGGGGACAGCGACUGGGGGGCUCUUCCGGGUCUGCCAGGUCUCUGACGUCGCCUUCAGCCAAACCACCGAAGUCUUUCUCCAGCCCGGGAGGCCCCUCCAAGCCGAAGAAGUCGAGGCCUGGCCAGGAGCCCGGGUCAGAGCCGGAGCCGCCGGUGGAUCGGGACCCCGUGGUGUGCCACCCGGACCUGGGAGAGCUGCUCCAGGCUUGCCCUGCGGAGCUGCCGGAUGACUUCUUCGAGGUGACCGUGGACGACGUGAGGAGGCGCCUGGCCCAGCUCAGGAGCGAGCGGAAGCGCCUGGAGGAAGCGCCCUUAGUGACCAAGGCUUUCAGGGAGGCUCAGAAGAGGGAGAAGCUGGAGCGGUACCCCAAGGUGGUCCUGAGGGUCCUGUUCCCUGACCGCUACAUCCUGCAGGGCUUUUUCCGCCCUAAUGAGACAGUGGGGGAUCUGCGGGACUUCGUGAGAAGCCACCUGGGGAAUCCUGAGCUGCCAUUCUAUUUGUUCAUCACUCCUCCAAAAACCAUCCUGGAUGACCACAGGCUGACCCUCUUUCAGGCAGAUCUCUUCCCUGCUGCCCUCGUGCACUUUGGAGCUGAGGAACCAACAGGCCUCUUCCUGGAGCCCAGGCUGCUGGAACGCACCGUCUCCCCGUCUGCGGCUGACUUGCUGGUGGCCAGGUGCAUGCCCAGGGCUGCUGGGGCCCCGCCCCCGAUGCCAGCCCCUGACCCUGCACCCCGUGACUUGGAGCCAACGGCUGAGGCGGGGGCAGUGGGGCUCCCUGAAUCCCGCCCCGAGACGGCCCAGCCGGUCAAGAGGGAUCUGGGCAAGGUGCCCAAGUGGCUGAAGCUGCCAGCCGGCAAGAGGUGAGAGCCACCAGCCUGGAGGUGCCCUGUCUGCCAGCUGCGGGACCCCUCCCCACCCUGAGCGGGAAUAAAGGUGUGAGCUUCUCUC